Coregonus clupeaformis (lake whitefish) is the source of this 3447-nucleotide messenger RNA. Its product is annotated as phosphatase and actin regulator 3-like. Lineage: Eukaryota; Metazoa; Chordata; Actinopteri; Salmoniformes; Salmonidae. The record is from RefSeq and is a predicted model, not a curated record. Bases 217 to 1836 code for a protein of 539 amino acids. Gene Ontology annotation, molecular function: actin binding. The transcript is spliced from 12 exons. Gene Ontology annotation, biological process: actin cytoskeleton organization.
GCGAGAGAGAGGCGCGUCACUGAUGGGUAUUUUCUCAUCUUCCCGUCGCCUGCUCAACCAAUUAAUGAUCCGUUACCACCCAUUACCGACUACCGCUGGAUGUUCUGCUCGUGAUGACCUUGUACCUCUCUGACGCUUAAAACAUUCUCAAUAUUGUAUUUUCCGUCCGACCGUUUUAGCCUGCCUGUCUGGAGUCUGUAGUCUGUCUCCAUCUCCAUGGCUACCUCGAAUGUGCUGGAGGAGUCCUGCCUGCUGCGGAGAGGCAGAUCUCACAGCGACCCGAGCAGCAUCAUCACGGAACCUCGAGUCGCCGGAGCUACCGGAGCAGUGAUGGAGCAGCAGCAGGGGGCGGGUUCUCCAGGGGGUGUGGUCUCAGGGGUGCGAACCCCUCCAAUCAGGAUGAACAGUAAACUGGCCAGUCUGGGAAGGAUCUUUAAACCCUGGAAGUGGAGGAAAAAGAAGCAGCAGAACUCCUCAGCUGUAGAGCGGAAGGCAGCGGCACCACAGACCCAACUGGUUAGGACUGAGCCAGAGUGUUGUGAGGAGUGUGGGGGGAUAGAGGACCCUGACACUCCCAGCCAAUCAGAUGCAGAGGUGGAGGAGCCUCUGGCUCCCCUGGCAACCACCUCAGAGGACCUGGUCAGCGACGACGACAACCCCUCUACAGUGGUGGACCUGACAGAGGACACUGUGACAGUAGCCGUCCCGGCCCAGAGGGAGGAGAGAGGAGAGGAGGACAUGUCCCUCUCUGAGCCCUGUGAGGACAGCUCUCUGGUACAGGCUGAGACAGGAAGGGGACAGGAGACACCUCAUCCCAUGGUCCCCCCACCCUGCCGGGACGGCACCCCGCCACCCCCCAACCUGCCCAAACUACUGACCAGGCUGGGCAGUCUAGAGGGUCCUCACCCUUUCCCUAAGUCGGGUGCUAACCAAGAGAGGAAGAAGUCUCCAGCCACUCUACCCAGAACCUUCACUCUGCCCAGGACGUCCCAGGAUUCCUUGCUGAGAGGACGGAUGACCACGCCUACUGGCUCCCCCCACCUGGGGCUGCUGCACCCCCCACCGCCCCCCAGCUGCAUCAUAGAGGAGCUACACCGGGCCCUGGCCACCAAACACAGACAGGACAGUUUCCAACCAAAGGAGAUACACUCUUCUCCGAAGCGUCGGUCCGACGGUCAUCUGUUGCAUACAGCCAGCGUGGAGAAAGCGCUGUCCGGAGGUCUGGAGAGAGAGAAGGAGAGAGAGAAGGAGAGAGAGAAGGAGUCAGAUGAGAACAAGGAGAACAGACGUCUAGACGACCCUGACUGCUGGAACGACUCCAUCAUCUCUGGCACCCUGCCGCGGCGGAUGCGUAAGGAGUUGUUAACGGUGAAGCUUCGGAACCGGCCCAGUCAGCAGGAGCUGGAGGACAGAAACAUCUUCCCUGUUCGCUCAGACCUGGAGAGACAGGAGAUACGACAACACAUAGAGAACAAGCUGGCCAAGCGGCUGAGCCAGAGACCCCCGGUGGAGGAGCUGGAGAGUCGGAACAUCCUCAAACAGAGGAACGACCAGUCAGAGCAGGAGGAGAGGAGAGAGAUCAAACAGAGACUCAACAGGAAGUUGAACCAGCGUCCUACAGUAGAUGAGUUGAGGGAAAGGAAGAUACUGAUUCGUUUCAGUGACUAUGUUGAGGUGGCCAAGGCUCAGGACUACGACCGCAGGGCAGACAAACCCUGGACCAGGCUGUCUGCUUCAGACAAGGCAGCAAUACGGAAGGAGCUGAAUGAGUUCAAGAGUAAUGAGAUGGAGGUUCACAAUUCCAGCAAGCACCUGACAAGGUUCCAUCGGCCGUAGUGUAGCAGUGUAAUCGUCUGCAGAAGCUGGGUGGUCCAGUUGUCAGUGAAGACCAUGUGACAGUGUUCCCAGGCCCCUACCCACGGCCCCAGUCUGUCCUGUCUUGAUAUGUGGGCUAGUUCCCGGAUGUUCGACCUACAGAUAUCUGUCUGUCUUUUUACCAUCUUGGAGGCUGUCUGUCUCUCUGUGUGUCACCAUGGAGGAGCUGUCUAUAGAGCUGGAGCCCAGGAAAGAUGACAGGAAUGGAGCCCAGGAAAGAUGACAGGAAUGGAGCCCAGGAAAGAUGACAGGAAUGGAGCCCAGGAAAGAUGACAGGAAUGGAGCCCAGGAAAGAUGACAGGAAUGGAGCCCAGGAAAGAUGACAGGAAUGGAGCCCAGGAAAGAUGACAGGAAUGGAGCACAGGAAAGAUGACAGGAAUGGAGCCCAGGAAACAUCAGACUGAUAUACUCUUAAAGGAACUAUCAAAACGUCUCUGGUCGCUGUCUCCUAGACGUCAUCCAAUGAGAAAAAGAUGAAUGAAAAAGAUGACAGCACUUGUUAGUUCAGAAGUUGUUUCUCUCGAUUCACUCCAUACCAGCAGUCUAAAAGAAUCAGAAAACUUUAUUGCCAUGCAACAAAUGUUGCUAAGAAUUUAUCUUGGUGUUGAAGGUUAAAAAGCAUCAUAAGAAGAAGGAUGUACAUCCUUGAGACUGCUGCUGUGGAAUAAACUGAAAUAAAUAAUGUUGACUGUGAGUGCUGGGGGUCUGGGGGUCUGGUUUCAUAGUGGAGUUGGAUCUUUGGAUCAGCCACAGGAGGAACUAUGAGGAGCCUCCAACCUAGCAUGGAGGAACCAGCCCGAUCGAUGCCUUCACCAUUCUGUUUCACUUCACGCACCAGGUCUCGCAUUCCUCCUCAUUGGAACAGUUUGAGCCUAUGUCUGUAGCCAGAGGCAGUAUUCAAAAUGUACUUAUCACCUUCAACCAAUCAGAAGAUGUCAGUCCAAUGUUUCUGAGAGGAAUCUGAUUGGACCAGCCAUUUUCAGAAUGGUGAAGGCAGCGAUCAGGCUGGUUCCUCCAUGCUACCUCCUCCAACCUGCUCAGAGGAAACAUCACAUCUCAUUCAGAGGACCAUCUGAACAUUUUCCUCAACAUCUUGUUUCUACAUGUUAGAGGACGGAGGAGACACCUUGGAAUGCAUCCCAAAUGGCACCUUAUUCCUUAUUUUAUAACAGACUCUUUGAAAGCUGAAAGCUUCCCUGUUCCUAUCCUGAAACGUUAGUAGAAGGGUGCAAAAUUCCCGUAACUUUCCCAAAAUUCAGAGGUUUUCCAGAAAAUCCCGGUUGGACGAUUUCAGGAUUUCAUGCUUAAUUUAUUCCCUCCUGAUACCAGGAAUCUCUAACCAGGAUUUCUGGAAAACCUGGGGAUUUUGGGAAAGUGACAGGAUUUUGCGACCCUAAACGCUAGUCUCCCCUCCAGCACCCAGGCAUCUCUCUCUAUAGGCAGGCAGUGUUAUUAUUAUUAAUGUUGUUGGUAAGAGGAAACCAUGUCUGUCUAAAGCAGGGGUAUCAAACUCAUUCCACGGAGGGCCGAGUGUCUGCGGGAUCUCAUUCCACGGAGGGCCGAGUGUCUGCG